ACAUUGUGUAGUCGGACCUUUAUCUAGAAGAGGCUUCUAAUUCCUGAAGUGAAAUCCUCUUAGGAUCUGUGCUCUAUUUCUGUUUGGUCCAUGGGGUCUUUUUUUUUUAAAUCUCCAUUACACCUAUCUCAUUGGCUGGAAAAGCCACACGCAUGCACAGAGAAACACUCUGUUUGACAAACAGAUAGGGCGGUGAAGUGGUUGAGAGCACACCAGUGGAUGGUUUGUAAUUUACACAAAGGGAGGACUUUACUGUGACUGUGGAAGGUAGCUGACCACAAAAAUGUCAAACAAACUGAUCGAGCUUGAGGAGAAUGCGACCCACACAGGUCCAAAAGGAGUCAUCAAUGACUGGAGGAGGUUUAAACUGGAAAGUAUGGACCGGGAAAACUUGCCCUCUGCAAAAAAAGAACUGCUGAGACAAAUGUCUUCCCCCAAUAAAUCCAAAGAUGACUCCAGAGCAAACCUAAACCGCAAGAUGAGUGUCCAAGAGUAUGAGCUGUUAAAGGAGGAGGAUGAAGGGUGUCUGAAGAAGUACAGAAGGCAAUGCAUGGAAGAAAUGCACAACAAGCUCAGCUUCGGGCCCAAGUUUGAAGGCGUGCACGAUCUGGACAGUGGAGAGGCCUUCCUAGAAGUCAUAGAGAAAGAGCAUCACAGCACGGUGGUGGUUGUCCACAUCUACAAGAUUGGUAUCAAAGGUUGUGAGCAGCUCAACAGCUGUCUUGACUGCCUGGCAACUGAGUACCCAACUGUAAAGUUCUGCAGGAUCGACGCUGUUGCUUCUGGAGCCGCCGAGCGCUUCUCGGAUGAAUAUCUACCUACUCUGCUGGUGUACAAAGCAGGAGAGUUACUUGGGAAUUUCCUUUCCUGCACACAGCACCUAAGUGAAGAAUUCUUCGCCACAGAUGUGGAAACCUUUCUCAAUAGCUAUGGUCUGCUGCCAGAGAAAGAGCUGCCCAAGCUGGAGGAUGAAGAAGAAAAUGAUGUUGAGUAAAUCAAGUGAGGCCACUGUCAGAGAAAAGAAGCUGUGUCAAAGAUCCAAGACUGGGAAGAUUUAUAAAUAAAAUAUGAUGAGUAUUCGUUAUUGCCUUAGCAAAUAGGAAAUCCAUAUCAUGUUCUCUAGAACUCUAGUUCUGGAUCAUUCUCUAAAGGAGACACAACAAUGGCAGCCUUAAAACACCAUAUUUGGGAGCUGCUAAUUGACUGAAGGAUAACAAAGCAACUAAAACAGUUUUAUUUUUUAAUUUUGUAAUUUUAGAUCAUGUUGCAUACUUUGUCUUUGUAAAAAGAAUUCAUACUUAUCUUUUUUUUAGUCUUAGUUGAUAGAUAUUUAAUAUUGAAAACGAUUUAAAAAUAGUUUGAUUUAUUGUUCCUAAAUUAUCUUGAACGUAUUGUACAUGUCCCAUGUUUCUAUGGCAUCACUGUAAUGUUCUGCUAGAACUUAAUACAUGAAGGACUGAACUGAACCAUAAGAACUUUGAUUGUAUUUGUUAAAGUAGUGAAGUUGACUGUUGUCUCUGGAGAACAUUUAUAAGAAACAUAUCGAUCAAUAAAAUAUGACUGAGGACAAAAUUCA
Messenger RNA from Oryzias melastigma (Indian medaka), 1576 nucleotides. RefSeq names its product phosducin b (gene pdcb). NCBI's taxonomy places the organism in Eukaryota, Metazoa, Chordata, Actinopteri, Beloniformes, Adrianichthyidae. Gene Ontology annotation, biological process: regulation of G protein-coupled receptor signaling pathway. The record is from RefSeq and is a predicted model, not a curated record. Bases 284 to 994 code for a protein of 236 amino acids. The transcript is spliced from 4 exons.